CAAGCAAAUGUUAAACUUAGAGAAUAAUACUCACUGUUUCAACAAAAUUGAACAUGAUUUUAUAUUGAAAUUAAGCUACUUACGCUUUCUGUUAUCCUUUGAAAGUGAUACUUAUUUUGAAAUAUUUAUUAUAACAUUAAUUUUUUUAACUGAACUUUUAAAACUAAUUCCCAGUUGUCGAUAUGAAUCGUGGUUGGGAAGGUAUUUUUAUGGAGUAAUUCAAGCAGCUUCUGAUCGAUGACAAAUAGAAAAAGAUAUCAGUUGAUGGGAAAUGAUAAAAAGGCGCCAUCUACAUGUUCAUGCACCGUCCUGACACCUUCAAAUAUUGAUAAUAAUGGCCAAUCAAAAAUGAGAGGAGCACAACCCUGACCAUGCGCAGUGCAGGUCCGUAGUGACAUAUCAUGUGAACCAACUCAGCCGCUACUGGGCCUAACAUGACUCAACUGGCUGUCUCCCCAAGGUGCUGUUCUGCAGGUUUGCCAACUAAUCGAUACUUUCAGCAGCGUGCUGAUAUUGGAUGACCGUUUUGCCAGCCGCGGCCCAGUCCUGGGGUCUUCAGCGUCGGUUUUCAAGGCCUCUGAGAGCCGAGAUGGCCUGUCAUGAAAUACUCCCCGGCUGAACAAAAUAUGACCGAGUCUUUGCCAGGCGAUGAAAUGGAAAGAAUGCUUCAACUCAAAGAGGUACGGUUUCAAGAUAAAUAAGCUGCGAACUUUUCGACAAGCCAUGGCUCUUAGCGUUCAUCUCGAGCAAAAGGAUGCUGAGCUGGACUGGGCUCACGCUGCUGGCUCCUAAGUGGACAUUUUUUUUUCCUUCUCAGGGGGUGCACGGGCAAUUCAGCGAAUCGGCCAGUGCCUGACGCUCACUUCUCGAAUACGUCAGCAGUGUUCCGUCGUGCUGCUCUCCGAUCUCGCGUUGUGAGUUGACACAAGCUGCCCCCCCGAUUGCCAGGGAACGUGGAUCAUGUGAUCAGCAAGUGAGGAUUGAGAUGGUACUGUCUGCCCGCGUUUUUAUUCGGAUGAAACAGCGCAAACAUAGACACUGUGAGUGGAAGCAACCUGCUUUCCGGAGCAAAUCUUCAGGAAAUGAAAUCAACCCCUCUCUUUCUCUGGAGAAGUUGCCGAGGCUUUUGAUAUAAUGCAUUGCCUUUGGACGAAGCCAGGCAACGCUGCGAAAGCACACAGACCGACACCAUCUGGCACAGUGACCACGUGACUCGAUAUUGGAGGGACUUACCCGCAUCUACAAAGGGGGUGCCAAUGUGCACUUCGCAGCAGUACACCGUUCGUAGCCAUGAGAGGGUGGAUCGCACACGGCACACGCAUCCAAUGGGAAUGAAAACCUCUAAAAUGCACGCGCGUGGGCCGCCGUACACCAGGGCACGCAGGAUGAUACGAGGACAAUGUUUAGAUGAAUCAGACCUCGGCUGCGUGCGCGUGCUUGGCUGACGUGCAAGUGUCACGUACAUUGGUGGAAACCACCAAAGGGAGAUUGACCGCAUCACACGGGGGACCUUCGGCGUCAUUAAGAUACGGAUCUCCGCCAUCUUCACAACCAACACGCGGUACACAGGUAUCUCCGUGGAAGAGUUUUGCGGCUGUGUGUUUGUGUGUAUUCACCCGGUCUGUGCCUCCCACUUCAACCGCAUGCAUGCCGCAGAGUGACCGCCACCAACACUCAAUGACACCUCAGGUGUCCCUGCAGUCGCUCUGUGAGCUCUAUGAUCAGCUGUCCGUGGAUAUGGACCAGCUGGACGUGGUUGUCCUCGGAGCUCCCUCUGUAGGCAAGACGGCGCUCAUUGAACAAUACUGCCGGUGUCAGUUUGUCCAAAAACACCGCCCCACCACAAGUGCCUGCAUCUACACCACGGCCGUGGUGGCCAACAACCAGCUCUUCGAGAUGAACCUGAUCGACAUUCCCGUCAUCCCGUACUCCCCUCUAGACUACAGGGCCGGCGACACGACCGCCCCACCCGGGCCCAGCUGGGAAGAGCUGCAGUCCCACGCCAUGGCCAUUGGCACGGCGUCGGCCCUCAUUUUUAUCUACGACAUCACGUCCCAGGAGAGCUUCCAGUACAUUAAGGACCUGCGGCAGCAGAUUCUGGAUUGCUACGAGGCCGAGGGGGGCUUUGAUAUCCCCGUCAUCGUGGCGGGCAACAAGCAAGACUUGCAGAUGCUCUCCAACCUGCCGCGGAGGCACAUAUCGCAGAUAGUCAAGAAAACCUGGAAGUGUCCGUACGUGGAGUGUUCGGCCAAGUACAACUGGCACGUGGGCUCGCUCUUUAAUGAGGCACUCAGGGCUGUAACAAUGGGGAACAGCAACAAGGAAGGUCAGACGAGAUCUCGUAGAUUACCACUGCGUGCCUGGAAACACUGCUCAUGUUCUAUAAUGUAAUCCUGUAAUCCUCACUCAACCAGGAAAAUCAUCGUCCUAAUCACUGAUUCAUGUCAGCACCUCCAUCUUCCAGAGAACGCCCGAGCGGUUUCUUUAUGCCUGGACACGGGUGACACCCUUCCACGUGACAACUCCCUUCUGCGUUUCAAGUUGGACAUCUCUGCCAACCGACAAAACUUGCUGGGGAAGUGUGGAAAGUAUCAGCUGGCCUGUUUACUUGCGUCCCUUCCCUUGUUUUGCCUGUCAGUGUCUGCAAGUCGGCCCCCGGGAUGUUCCGUUUGCGUAGGCGACAGGUGUUAUCUUUAUCCUCCUCGACAUAACGAGUGUCUCCAAGGUGUGACACUUCCCAUUUUCAAGGGAUUCAUCCCGCAGACUGAUACAAAACGGUAAAGGAAUUCCAAGUGCAUGAACUCUUCAGUAAGCCUUAUCGAAAUACUGGUGUGUAAAAGCUGUGCAAUAAUUCAUUGAUAUUUGUCCUGCUUUACUGGACAUUGAAUGACCAAUUCAGUAUGUACUUAAAGAUUACAGUGUAUUAUUUAGGUCUUUGUCCUAUAACCUAAUCAUUAGCGUUUGAAAUAUACCCUUUCAUUCUUUUAAAACCCUGCAAGUUAUAAUAUAUUCCAGCCGAAGUUAACACUUUCAUCAGGUAUGUUGUGCAGAUUGAUACUUCCGUUUUGUCUAAGGUUUCGCUGGUCUACCGGUUUUCAUUUUUGUUUACUAUGUAAUUCAUGAUUACAACAUUUCAUUCGUUCUAGACUGCACGUGUGUUGAAUUCGCCGAGGAUCCCUGUAUUAACCAUAUUCUCGUUCAUAUUGUUGCUUAAGUUAUUGAAUUGAACCUGUAUGAUUUUUUCACGCAUCAAAUUUGGACCCGUAUUGCCUCAGAGUUAAUGAAGUUGGUUUCAGGUGCUGAACUAAAAUUGACGAGCAGGAAGUAACUACUGCCAUCAAACUCUGGGAAAUAGAAUUACGAUUUCUCUUAACCUGUGUCGCUCAACGAAAAUGUGUACCCGUCGGUUUUAGGAAAACCCCAUCAACUUCGAAUUUCUCAUGUCACUGAAUCCUGACUUGUACCUGAGUUCGAGGCUGAGGUCAAAUUCUAUGAUGUGCAGUUUGAGUUGCAGUCCAAUUCAAUCCGAUCUAAUCUAAUCAAUGUUGUGCUUCAAUGGGGUUUUAUCAGCCUUCUAUUUGUCAAGUCCUCACAGGUUCCCACAAAACUUAUCAAAAGUGCGUCACAAGUCAUCCAGUCCCUACUGUCAGGCUGUUGAAACGAAUUCUAUCAAACAGAGUCACUCCUUUUGUCGUCGCUUUUUUUUCUCAGGCAAAACAAUGCGAUUUACUUUGAUCUAACUUUUGACCUUGCAUUUGUAGGAUGAUACUGGGAAUUCAAGUCCUGGUUACGUAACCAUAGAGCAUGUAACGUUGGGCUUGGUGGGCUCAGCUAUCAUGUAACAAAGCGAAUCGUUUUUAUCACCAAUCUGCGCCAUUUUGGCGUGCUGAGCGACCUCGGUUGUUGAAACUCACGUUUUCAAGACCACUUCUGUUUACUGAUGUAUGUAUGCUAAGCCAGCGACAACAAGCACUGUACAUUCCUAUGAAUCCACCAUCACUCAAGGGAAAUGCAGUCGUUAAGCUGAUUUCUAUUGUCGUUUGCAGGUUGAACGUUCAGCCUUGUCUGUAGUGUCCACUCACAAUCCCACAGUAUCACUAAGCUACCAGCAUACAUGAAUAAUUGUACAUAUUUGCAUAUCUGAUGUACAGCAGAUCUCCAUCAAUAUCGCAUUCGUUAUAUUUAUAUAUUUGUAUCAAUCAAUUUUCUUAAUACGAAACAUUUCAGGCGUAUAUUUUCCCUAGCACCUACACGCGGGCAUAAUAAACGACAACGCGUCACAUUAGUCGCUGGCAGAUUUCAGUACAUAUAUAUCAUUCCCGCAGGUUUCAAAAAUCCAGGGAAAAAAGCCCUCAAUAAGCAAAAAUUCAGGCCAAUUUUUCUUUUUCAAUUUGCUGCUGCGUAGUCGACCGUGAUGUCGCCUCGUGCAAGCGUGAACUCGGAACCUUCUUGCGAAAGCGUUAUUUCUGCUCUCUGCAAAUUGGCAAAUCGUCAGAUUUCCCGCAGCCCAUCGACCGGGUCGUAUUCACUCCCCAGUAUUUGCUCUCUCAUCUUUCUGGCUAAAGUCACAGCCUCGAAAUUGGUCAGUUUGAUGAAUAUUCCUUCAAUCCACACCUCUGAGAUGUCUUUAGAUUCAAUCUGCCUGGAGUUCUUCCGUUCCAGUUAUCCAAAUUUGGAUUGAUUCUUUCCCUCUCGCCUGCAAAGCACAAACGAAGGGUCUAGUGUCAACAUUUUUAGGGUGGGGGACAGGCUAGGCAUUGCUUUUCAAUUACAAAGCUGUCGAAAUUCGCUCUUGCCGUAGAUAUUACGGCAAGCCAACCUGAUACAACUUAUUAUAAACAGAUUCCCUAAUAGCCAUACUCUUGGUUAUUCACAUGACGUUCGUAUAAUGCACAAGUCUUGCUCUCUAUGGCUACUAGACUCGAAAGAGCCUGCCGGUGCGCAAACCAAAUCGUGAUUUGCACAUCGGUUGUUGAACUGGUGCUCUGCUCGUAGAGCAUUGUAUGUUCCGUGAAUGGGAGGGUUAUAGUACAGAAACGGGUUUAAAGCCACCAACAGGACUGUCAGCUCAUAUUUCUGUGAAAACUUGAUAAAAUGUAGCCGCUUAUUUUAUAAUGGACUUUACAGGCAUCAGUUUUCAAAAUGCCAAUGGGCUUCAAGACCAUUUUUAGGGGCCAUCGCCUUCGGUUGGAAAUUUCUCCACAUUUCAUUGGUUAAUCCUGCUAACAGUAAAUUAAACAGGAGAUGAAUUAUGAGGAAACAACCUUAAAAUUUUUGUAUGCGUGUAUAAUUUUUUAAUUACUCUGGAAUGCUUAUCAUCGUCAAUUAUGGCAUUUCAUUUAAAGCUGAAAGACUCCUCCGUUCGGACUUAUCGCAGUUAGGCCUAAUCGUUAGAAAUUGACUUCUUUUUUUCAACCUCAAUUUAGAUUCAUUCCAAUCUGUCCGUUUAUUUGCGAGGCAUCGACGUGUUACUUGAAGACCCUUGUUGGCAUUACAUCAUCCAAUUAAACAGACUUAUACGGUGCGAAAUGAAUAAGUCCCCGAAACAAAGAAGCCGCUUUGGAACAGUAUGUUAAUGCGUAUUGCUGGAAAAUAUGCUCUGUGAAUGUUUACUGUGCAAAUACUUGCUGUGCUCACUAAAGUCUGUAUAGACGCUCUUUGAAAGUUAUCAAUGGUGUGAUAAAGACAAAAAUAAUGUGACCACAGCGCAUAUGGUCAUAAGAGUGGGCGGGUUCCCCCAGGGAUAGAAAAUACAAUGAUACAGUGAUCCCACAAAAAAAAAAAACCAGCCAGAGACUCUAGUCAUCUUGUAUGAAGAAUUGUGAUUUAUCAAGGGAAAGUUUAUAAUAUAUACGCCUUUUCAUUGCGAUGCAAAUGGUGCUUAUAAAGUUUUUCUGAUGGUAGCUUGUGUACUGUUAACCCAGCUGAAACCUCCAAAUCCUUCUGGUAGUCUUCGUCCUCGUGAUAUUUAUAAAAAUCAUACCUCAAACAAAACGUAUCUGCAUAGCCCUUUCACACAGAUAGGUCUACUGGUGACUUCUCAAAAUGGCGGCUGACUUACACUCAUUCAGUUCUGUUCGAUGUAGCUUGGCUCCUUGCCAAGUCCCCUAAAGUCACAAUAAAUUGUGGAUGGCUUUUUGUAUCGCAUCAUAAAACGUUUGGGCGCGCGACAUUGAAUUCCCCCCUCCUUGCUUUGACAACAGACCUGCCAGAAUAACUGUUAUAUUUUAUAAACUUCAAUCUCAGGCGACGUUCUCAUGCCCCGCGCGAAGCUAAUUUAUGAACUGUUACCCCGGGACAUGUACAGUGUACGUGCACGUGGGUACCGGCGUGUCCAACCGACAGAUAGUGUGUCAUUUUGCUCCGCAUGUCUCUCCUCUCGCAUGCGAAGAGACUAGAAUGUUUUAUUACCCUUUUUUUCUAGGAAGGGAAAAUCGAAAUGUAUUAUCUGAUGGGGGAUACUACUGCAGACGGCGGUAUUCUGUUAGCAUGUGAAUCGUCGUUUCUUCCCCAGAAAAUUUAGCGUGCGUCAGGUUUAAUUGUUGUUUCGUUCAAAAUGUUAAACAUUAAUUUCACAUGCUAACUGCGUUAGAAUGGCCCUGUAGGUUUUUUAUUGUUCGGUACCGGUACAGCCCGUUAAUGGAGCACACCUCCUACGGGAUUUAAUAUCUUUGUUAUUUCCAUAUGCAGCGUCUGUGGGAAAAGGUUCUACUAUCCAUAUUGUGCUUUGUUCUGUAAUGAAGGCUGAAAAGCCAUGGAAAAAAGCUAUUGCGAUGAUGUAUGUCGACUCAGUGUAUCGCUUGAACUCUUUUCUGUAUCGAUCUGGUAUACCACAAGGACGUAUGAUUGCAUGAACAAAGGACGCCAACCCGACACAAAUUGAAAAAUAAUGUAAAACAAUUCAGAGAUUCAAUUUUUUUAUCAGGGCAUGAAUAAUUCAAUUUCAUUUUUCUGCAGACUAAAAUUAGAUUAGAAAUGGAGGUAAAUUUGACAAGAUGAUUAUUAAAAAGAUUUUUUAAAAGAUCAAGUAGGGAAAAUGUUUCGAAUUGUAUCUUAUUUUGAAGAAAAUAUUUUUUGGAUAUAUAUCUUUAAAAUUAUAAUUCUAUUUAAUAAUAUGUAAAUUACAACAUAUCAGUAAUCUUUUCGUGUUUACAUUUUUCGUUUCAAUGAUUUCAUGAGGCUUGUUAGAAUAGAAUUACAUCAGGCUUCUCGGGCAAAAAGAAGUAUCAAUUUGCCAAUUUCGAAAAUUUGCAUUUAAAUAAAAUCGGAGAAUUUUCUGAAUUUUCUUAUCAUUCUAACUGGCACAACACAGAAA
This is a messenger RNA of Acanthaster planci (crown-of-thorns starfish), 7315 nucleotides long. RefSeq names its product ras-like protein family member 10A. The record is from RefSeq and is a predicted model, not a curated record. Gene Ontology annotation, molecular function: GTPase activity; GTP binding. Lineage: Eukaryota; Metazoa; Echinodermata; Asteroidea; Valvatida; Acanthasteridae.